Folsomia candida is the source of this 2048-nucleotide messenger RNA. RefSeq names its product nuclear pore complex protein DDB_G0274915. The record is from RefSeq and is a predicted model, not a curated record. The transcript has 3 exons. The coding region runs from base 320 to 1726 and encodes 468 amino acids. NCBI's taxonomy places the organism in Eukaryota, Metazoa, Arthropoda, Collembola, Entomobryomorpha, Isotomidae. Gene Ontology annotation, molecular function: protein binding.
GAGAAAUGUGAGGCAAGAACUGACAGACAGCCGAAUUGUCCAGUAUUUAUUGACAUCCACUUCUUCACCAGUUUAAUUGUAAUUAAUUAAUUAUUGACAAUUAAUCGAUCCGUAUCCGGCUUUUGAUAAGAACUCUUCCCCCACCAAGCCGCCCCCAUUUUCGUCUCCAUUCCAUCAAAAACUUGCAGAAGUAUACUGUUCCGAAGACUUGACGUUCUCCUCCCCCCCAAUUUCGCCAAUCCUCCCGUCCUACCACAAUCGUUCGAUCCCCAUCAUUAAAAACAUUGCGGAAAGUGGACAACAACCCGGCGAAAGAACAAUGUCCUCUCAUUCUGACAAUGACAAUGGCGACGAAGAGUCCUUCAUCUCGUAUGACGCAUCAUUUCACGAGGAAGCCCUCCGAUACAUGAAAUCCACCGGAUUUAUGGCGCAGGUCAAGGGCGAAAUUUCCAAAUAUUUGUUCGACACGGUUAAAACGAGGUUGACCAGUUAUAUUAUUCCAGACCGCGCCGACAAAGAAAUCCUUUCUCAGAUUUACGAUUAUCUUCAGUGGGUCGGCAUGAAGAGUACGGCCGGCGUCCUGCUCUCCGAAACCCCGGUCGAAGUGACCCCGACAGAAAGGAACAGUGACGACGAAUCUCCUCCACCACUUGUCGACAUGUUUGCCUCUCUACGACAAAAAGAUGACAAGAAGUCGUCAAAUCUGGACAAUAAGUCACCAAAUCUCAAUGAUAAAUCGGCCGAUUUCGAUUUAACCUUCGACGACACCCUACCAAAUGAGCACAAAGAGGACAAAAUUAUCGAGCAAAUUCCCAAUGAAACGUUCACCUUACAAGAAGAACCGGAAACCAUCUUAAAAGAUGUCGAGACUCCGAUACCCCUCGUAAACAGGAAUCUUCUCCUCCCUCCUUCCGGCGAUCUCUUGACCGGUUCCCCACUCUCGACUCCGGUCGCCUCCAGCAUUACAAAACUCCCGAUCCGACCACAAAAAUCGCAAGAACAAGAAAAACCCACUUCCGGGGACAAAUUUCCUCUUUCUAUUUCUUCCUCCAAGAAGAAGGAAAGCUUUGAAGAUUUAUUACUUGCAUAUGUCGGAAAUGACGACACGAUGGAGGAGACUCCCACGAAAUCCGACAAAACUCUCCAGGACGAAUCAUCCCUCUUCAAGACGCCAGCAGGCGUAGGACCACCAUCAAAACCUUCAUCGGACAGUAAUCUGAUCGCGUUCACUACAUCGACACCAAUUAAUGACAAUGAUAAUACGCCAUCUCGCACGUGGGAGCAGCAGCAACAAGUCACGACGACGCCCUUAUCGACACCCUUAUCAUCCUCCCUGCCCACGACGGACAAAACGUUCACCAUUCUCAAGUCGGGGGGAGAACCGGAACGGAAUUUCUUCUCAAAACAGCAACCCCAUCACGAACAAGAACACGACGAAAGUCCGGAAUCCAGUUGGUCCUCGGCGUCGAUCUCGUUACCGAAGAAAUCUGAGUCGUCACCUCCUCCACCUCCAGUCGAACCAUCUUCACGCCCACCCCCACCACCGUCCGACGAAGAAGAAGACGAUGUCAAGUCGACUGACGGGAAAAAAUCCGCCGCCUCCACGUCCGACGUGGUUUCGCUGGAUCUCGAAGUGGACAACGACGACAUCACGCAGGACAUCUCGCUAGCUUCGGAUGCAAUUGGAAUGUCGGAAUGUGACCAUUUCGUCAACAUAAUCAAGUAAUUAUCUAAUUGAGUAAUUAAAAUUAUGCAGAAUGCUUAUUUAUGUAAUUUCAUCCGUCCAUUCCAUGAUUUUGUAUAACCUUUUUUUGUAAUUAUCAAAAUACAUGCAUAAAAAAUAUGGUGUUUUUUUAAAAUUAAUUUCCUUGUGAUAAACAAUUAAGUAUUAUUUACUUACUAAACUAAUGCGCUUAUCAUUAAUUAGUCAUAUGAAGUAUUUUACGACGGCGUGUUGUUUGUAAGAUUUCUUAUAUUUCUUAUUUACUGUGCACUUUUACAUACAAUCAAAAAAUUAAUAAACUAAUUAUCUGGAAUUUUUAUACGCC